Messenger RNA from Pipra filicauda (Wire-tailed manakin), 2496 nucleotides. It is a transcript of the gene TMEM179, whose product is annotated as transmembrane protein 179. The record is from RefSeq and is a predicted model, not a curated record. The transcript has 4 exons. Bases 208 to 906 code for a protein of 232 amino acids. Lineage: Eukaryota; Metazoa; Chordata; Aves; Passeriformes; Pipridae.
GCGUUGCACUGCGCAUCCUCCCUCCCUCCCCACCGCCUACUGCUGCAGCCUUUCUCCCUCCAUCCUUUCAUCCUCUCCCCCUCCCACCCCGUAUCGCCCCCCCUGCGUCUCUCCCUCCUGCAUCCCUCCCUCCUGCAUCCUUCCCUCCUGCAUCCCUCCCUCCUCCCCUCCCUCCUUCCCUCCCUCUCCCGGCGCAGAGCCGCGGACAUGGCGCUCAGCAAUUUCCUCUUCGCUCAGUGCAUCUGCUACUUCCUGGCCUUCCUCUUCAGCUUCAUCGUGGUGGUGCCUCUCUCCGAGAAUGGCAACGACUUCCACGGCCGGUGCCUGCUCUUCACCGAGGGCAUGUGGCUCAACGCCAACCUGACAGUGGAGCGGCAGCGCUUCACCGUGCAGGAGUGGGGGCCCGAGGCCGCCUGCCGCUUCAGCAUCUUCACCGGGCUCCUCUCCCUGCUGCUGGCCACAGUGCAGGCCUGGAGGACCCUCUUCUUCCUCUGCAAAGGGCACGAGGACUCUUUCUUUUACGCCUUCCUGAAUCUGCUGAUCAGCGCCUUUGUGGUGUUCAUCACAUUUAUUGCUAGCACUAUAGUGAGUGUAGGAUUUAACAUGUGGUGUGAUGCAAUUACCGAGAAAGGAAGCAUGCCAAAUAGCUGUGAAGAAUUGCAGGAUAUAGAUCUUGAACUGAACUUGGAAAACUCUGCUUUCUAUGACCAGUUUGCUAUUGCACAGUUUGGUCUCUGGGCUGCCUGGCUGACUUGGCUGGCAAUUACCAUUCUGGCUUUCCUGAAGGUUUAUCACAACUACAGACAGGAGGACCUGCUAGAUAGCCUGAUCCAUGAGAAGGAGCUGUUGCUAGGAAGAUCCGCUUCACGAUCCUCUUUGCAAGAUGAGAAAAGUGGCAUGAUCUAAAGUGUAAGCAGAUUUCUAGGGCAGGAUCUAGAUUUUAUUAUUCAGUAGGGUAAGCUGAAGUUGAAUCAGGGUGUUGAGUGUGUGAGAUCUUUCCUGAAAAGAGAUGCACUUGUGAAUCACCCACUUCCUCCAUGAGAAUUUUUUGGUAGAAAUACUUGUAUUAGGAUACAGAGAAUGAACUGCCCUAUGUGCCUUUGGCACAGCAAACUUUCUGUCCUAUGCAGGCACAAUCUGGAACCUGCUCUUGCUAACAGAGCUUCUACAUGUCAUUACUGGCUUUUGGGACAGGGGCCAUUUUUGAGGACUGAGCUGGCAAGACCAGGCUACAGCAUUAAGGCUAUUUCUUCAAACAGCUCUUCUCUCUCUCUCCUCCCUUUUGCCAGUAAAGCUGCCCCUGUUCUCUCUUUAUUCUGGUAAUUGCAGCUCUGAUCUGGGUACAGACUCUUGCUGUCUCCGCUUUUGCUAUGUAUGGACACAGUGCUGACAAACAUGAUGCUCCUGCUCUGAUUCUGUUUUGAACAUAGAGACCUGUGUUCCAGACUUGAUAUUUAAUAUUGGACAGUGUUAAUGAAUUCCAUGAAACUGCUUUAGUAUUACAGUGUCUGUCAAAAAACUGUGUAUAAUUUGGAGGGAUGGUGUAGAACUUUUGUGGGUUUGUUUCUUCUUAGAUUUUGGCAUGACCAGCAUUUAUUAUGACUCCUGAAGUGAAGUGUAGCUAGCAAUUGCUGAAGCUUGCAUACUAAGAAAUUAAGCUGAAUAGGUAGUGUUAAUGCUUGUGCAUUUAUAAAUGUAACUUGGUUCCUAACUCUGUAUACUAUUCUUUUUUGAGUAUUAGAAUUUAUUUGUGAUAUUUAUUUCAUAAAGGGUAUGCAAAAUUACUGUAAGCAUUUGCAUUGUAGGUAUCUCUAUAUAUCUAUACACAUAGCAAGGAGUUCAAACAGCUAUUUUAUGAGUAGUUCAGUGCUGAAUUAAUCCAUUCUCCCCACUUAUGGGCAGGAGUUCCAGGGCAGAUGAAUUUUACUGUGAAAUGGAAAAAGAAUUGUUAUUUGCACAAAGCUCACUAGUGACUGUGUAGUUGCUUUCAGUUUUGAUUGGCCAGUGCUCCAAUAAAUAAAGUGGAUGGUUGAUGGUUGAGAUGAGAGGUAGAUCCAAGAAUUAAGAAGAGUCACUCAGAGGAGUGUGAGAUUUGUAUGGCAGAGAAGUAAAGUUGUCCUAGAACUAAGCAUUUAUCCAAGUCAGCAGAAAACCAAACAGCUAAGUCUGGAUUGAAUAAGAUUUUUUUGGGAGUAAACUGACACUGUCUGUGACAUCUAUGUUUGAGCUGAGACUGAAUUUAUUACAACAGAAGUGCAAAUCAUACACCAUUAUAGGACCUGGUAAAUUGGAAAGAGAGGAGAGAAGAUAGGCUUCUACCACAUCAGAGCACAAGCCUGGGGUUAGCACAACCAUGCAGAUUUACUGUUGUCUUCUGGGGACUCUGAUGCUUAGCUAUGCACCAUCUUAAGCAUUUGAUUGAAACAGAAUUUGAUGUCAAAACAAAUCCCUGAAUUAAUAAGCAUUUUAGGGCAUAAAAUCUGACAUUGUAUUUAA